AUGUUUGUGGAUGAGCGGAUUGUAACACUGUUCAAAAGGAAUGCCCAUCACACACUGACCUACUGGAGUGUUUUCUUCAGCUUUGGACUCUGCAUUGCUUUCCUUGGACCUACAAUUUUGGACUUGCAAUGUCAAACAAACUCAACACUUAGUCAGAUUACCUGGGUAUUCUUUUCUCAGCAGUUUUGCUUGUUGAUUGGCAGCUCAGUUGGUGGUGUUUUCAAGAGGACGUUGUUCAGUGCUCUAGCUGCCUUAUUUGUGUCUGCACUUGUCAUUUCUAUAAUAUUUGCCAUCAUCCCACUGUGCAAUAAUGUUCUCCUGCUUGCCAUUGCCAUGGCUGUGUCUGGAUUGGCGAUGGGCGUUAUUGACACCAUCGCAAACAUCCAACUGGUGACCAUCUAUCAGAAAGACUCAGCUGUUUUCUUACAGGCUCUUCAUUUCUUCAUUGGGUUUGGAGCCCUGGUGAGCCCACUGAUUGCAGAUCCUUUCCUCUCAGAGACGGGCUGUGGGAAUCAUACAGGGAAUGGCACUGAGAUCAUGCAUCAUUUCAGGAACAUGCUGAGAAACAGUCCAAUUGCAGAGCACAACAUAACUCAGAGUGACCUGCCCCACGAGGGAGGGGAAGAGGAGUCCAAUGUGCACUAUGCCUUCUGGAUCAUGGCGCUUAUAAAUCUGCCCGUGCCCAUUGCAGUCCUGUACCUGAUGUAUCGGGAGCAGCUGAUCCCAUGUUGCCCAAGUGGCACUCCUCGUCUUCUGGACAAAGAUGAACUAGCAAUGGAGAACCAGCAGGGGGCCGAGGGCACAGACGUGGAGCAGAAGGAACAUGAAGCUGGAGGUCAUGGGGAUAUCUUUAGCUGCUGUCAGAAUGAUAACCUGCGCGGUCUGCCAUUAUCCUUCUUUAUGAUUCAUAUCCUCGGUGGGAUGGUGCUCUUCAUGACCGAUGGUAUUGUGGGUGCGUAUGCUGGCUUUGUGUACACCUACGGCGUGGCACCUCCUAUGUCAUUGCCUCAUAAAACAGCAGGUUACCUGGCCAGUAUUUUUUGGGCAGCAAUCACUGCUGGACGUCUCUUGUCCAUUCCUCUCUCAUACCGUUUCCAGCCUGUGAGACUGCUCAUGUUCAACAUAGCAGGUGCUAUUGUUACUGUGUUGAUGCUGCUUAUUUUUUACACCAGCAGCAUCUUUCUGUUUGUCGGGACUUGUUUAUGUGGGCUUUUCCUCAGCAGCAUAUUUCCCUGUAUGCUUGCCUAUACUGAAGACAUCCUUGAUUAUCAGGGAUGCGCGACAUCAGUCCUGGUGACAAGUGCAGGGAUGGGGGAGAUGGUAAUGCAGGUUGUGGUUGGCUCAAUUAUCCAGACUGAAGGCAGCUACAGCUUCCUGCUGUGUGGAAUGAUAAUUGCAUGCAUCGGUUUUAUUGUCUUUAUUGGGCUCCUGCUGUUCCAUCGAAUGCACAGAAAUUACCUCACAGGAACAACGAAAAAGUCCGCCAUGGUGGAGGAACCAGCUACAGAGCAGAAUGGAGCUGCCGCAACAGAACAGAAAGAGGAGAACAAGAGCAGCUGAGAGGGACAGCAGCUGUGUUUUGUCCUUGACUGGCCACUGUAGGAGAUGAAGUCUUACAACGAUUUAUCAUCAGAGACUACAGAUGUUUUACCUACCAAAUGAACAUUGUGAAUAUACUUUUAUUGUGCUGAAUUACACGGAAUUUGCAAAGUAAAUAGUGUGCUACUGUUAGAGGUUAUAGUUCACACUGUUGUUUUUCUGUUUUGUAAAUCACAGAGAGUGGUCAUCAAAUUGUGGAUCGGUGUUAUGUUUUAUGUUUCAUCAGCAUUUGAAAUAUAAUACAAGGAUUAUGCUUAGUAAUAAUUACAUGCAGAAUACUUUAAAUACAGGUUUAAUUGUAAUCUUUUAUGUGUUUUAUGUGUUUUUGCAUAUCUUUUGGCAUAUGUACAUGAAUAUAUACA
This is a messenger RNA of Morone saxatilis (striped sea-bass), 1961 nucleotides long. RefSeq names its product major facilitator superfamily domain containing 4Ab (gene slc60a1b). Gene Ontology annotation, biological process: transmembrane transport. The record is from RefSeq and is a predicted model, not a curated record. The transcript is spliced from 10 exons. Bases 1 to 1560 code for a protein of 519 amino acids. NCBI's taxonomy places the organism in Eukaryota, Metazoa, Chordata, Actinopteri, Moronidae.